Molecule: messenger RNA, 885 nt
Organism: Mucor velutinosus
Lineage: Eukaryota; Fungi; Mucoromycota; Mucoromycetes; Mucorales; Mucoraceae
Gene: ALG5
Product: dolichyl-phosphate beta-glucosyltransferase
Exons: 1
Coding region: 1-885 (294 amino acids)
Biological process (GO): deadenylation-dependent decapping of nuclear-transcribed mRNA
Cellular component (GO): P-body; nucleus
Molecular function (GO): hydrolase activity; RNA 7-methylguanosine cap binding
Source: RefSeq, a predicted model, not a curated record
AUGUCCAAUAUAAAAGAUAUUGUUUCAAAAUUUCAAUUCAAUCGUAUAUUAUCCAACGAUACAAGAACCAAGCUUGUUUACGUAUUGGGCCAAAUUGACGGACAAGACUGUAUCAUCUCGUUUGAAAAGACACAAUACGAUGCCACGAAUAUACCCAACUUAACAAGCACUGUCAAUAGUAACACGAUGAAUGAUGUUGUUGAAAACAACAUUUACGGAUGGUGCAUGGCUCAUCUCGAGAGCAAGGAACCUGAUACUCGUAUCAAAACUAUCUAUCCAGCUACAGAUGUCCAUAUUGCCAAAUAUGAAGCACAAUCUCGCGUUAUACUUGUCGAGACGCCCGAACUAUACGAAUCCAUCACAUUGCCGUACAUCAAGAGCAUCCCAGAAAAGCGCACAGCAUGGGUUCACAACAUCCUACAUGGUUCAGCUGAGGCGGAUCGAGUGAUUUUCCAUGAUUGUGAUCCUGAGAAUGGAUUUGUCAUUUUGCCGGAUAUGAAAUGGGAUGGACGCGACGAGACCCUGUACUGGGUAGCUAUUUCGAUGCGAUCUGAUAUUUUGUCGUUGCGAUCACUCUCAAGCCAACAUUUGAAAUUCUUGAAAAAGCUACGAGAGACAAGCUACAGACUUGUCAAGGAGAAAGCAGGUCUGUCACCAAGUCAGCUGCGAUUAUUCAUCCACUAUCAACCGUCUUAUUAUCAUUUUCAUGUGCACAUCACAGCAGUUGCCUUCUCGGAUGCGCCUGGUGUUGUUUCAGGACAAGCUCAUUUACUGGACACAGUCAUCAACAACAUUGAACUUUAUCCAGACUAUUAUCAAAAAGCAACUAUCCCUUUUGUAAUUGGGGAGAAUCAUCAAUUAGCUAGUGGAUUCACCAAGAAAUAA